AUGCCUUACCAGUAUGCAUCGAUCCCUCGAUUUACUUAUCAGAGUGUUGAAAGAAAGUACCAAACUUUCGACUUUGGCACUUCUGAAUUUAAAUAUUACCCCGUCACCUAUUCUUCGACCGAUCUGACCGAGGGCCAAAACCAGGACAACAAAGAGCCCACUGCCGAACCCGAGAAGGGCGCAGCUCCCGAUGAAGCUACGCCAGCUGAACCAAGUAGCUCACCAGAUGAGACUCCAGCCCCUGAGACUGCAGAGUCCGCGGAGGCCGUAACGCCUCCGGAAGAAUCUACUACGGCCGAGGAGCCUGCACCCGAUGCUGCUCCCGAUGCUGCUCCCGAUGCUGCUCCCGAUGCUGCUCCCGAUGCUGCUCCCGAUGCUGCUGCCGAUGCUGCUGCCGAUGCUGCUCCCGAUGCUGCUCCAGAAGCAAAGGAAGAGAACCCGGGCGAUGCACCCGCUGCCGAUGAGCCUGCGCCAGAUGGAGAGGCUGAAGCCAACCCCGACGAAGCCUCGAAAGAGGCUGAAGUAGAAGAAGGCGCAAAGCCCGAAGAAAGCGCAGAAGCGACACCCGCAGGUGAGGACGCAAAAGCUAACGACGACAACGGCCAAAAUGAUGACGAGUUCCCAGACUGCGACCCGGAGGCGGACCUUGACAAGGUAGAAGCAGAGAAAGCUGCCGCUGCUCAAGAGGCUGCUGAAGAUGCCCAGGCCGAGGAAGGCGAGGGUGCCACCCCUGCAGAUACAGCGCCCGCUGAAGGCAAAGGCGAUGAACCGGAAGCAGACGGCCCGCCCGCUGCUGAGGAGCCGACAUCCGACGGGCCAAGCGAGGCAGAUACUGCAGCAGCUCCGAUGGAAGAAGCAACGCCAGCAGAACCGGCACCCGAAGCUCAGCCAGAGGCCGUCGAUACUCCUCCAGAGCCAGAGGCGGCACCGCCUGCUGAAGAGCCACCUGCUGAGGAACCUACCGGCAAGAAGGCCAAGAAAAACAAGAAAAAGAAAGACAAGAAGAACAAGGGCGCUGCAGUAGAUCCGGAGCCUGAACCACCUGCACCGCCAGCGGCGCCAGAAGCUCCAACAGAAUCCGAGUCACCAGCAGAACCCGAGUCACCAGCAGAACCCGUGCCAUCAGCAGAACCCGUGCCUUCAACAGAGCCCGAGCCAACUGCCAACACCGAGACAGUAGCGGAGUCUGAACCUCAACCUGAACUGCCGGCAGAGGAAGCUGGUGCUGAUACGCCUGCCGAUCAACCGCCUACGGAUACCGCACCCGAGGAGUCCUCCGAGCCAAUCGAACAGGCUGAUGCACCAGCGGCAGAGCCUACGCUCCCAGCGGAACCUGAACCUGAACCUGAACCUGAACCUGAACCUGCGCCUGAACCUGCGCCUGAACCUCCAGCGGAGCCUGUAGUGGAGCCUGAAUUACAAGUGGAGGAACCUGCUCCGGAACCAGUCCCGGAACCAGUAGCAGCACCCGAGCCAGUUGUGGAGGUGCCCGGAGAAACCGGCAAGAAGAAGAAGGGCAAGAAAGGCAAGAAGGGUAAGGCCGCGGCAGCAGAGACUGUACCUGAACCUCCUGCGGACGAACCUCCUCAGGAACCAGAGCCUGCACCCGAGCCUGAGCCUGAGCCUGAGCCCGUACCAGUGGAGGAAGUGCCUUUUGCUGAGCCCAAGCCUGUCGCAGAGCCUGAACCCGUCGCAGAUGCUUCUACAGAGGCGUCUGCUGAGGAUCUGGCCCCAGCUGAGCCCGAGCCCCAGCCUGAAGCAGUUGCAGAAGCGCCGGAAGAAAAGGCACCAGAGGCUCCUGUCGAGGUGACACCUGAGGAAACUGCUGCUGAGUCAAUUCCCGAAGAAGCAGCAGCAGAAGCUCCCCAAGAAGAAGCCCCUGUCGAGGAGCCCGCCCCUGUCGCCCAGAGUGCUCCAGAAGGAACACCUGCUGUGGUUGAGGAACCGGCUGCGGAGGCGCCUGCUGAGGAAGCUCCUGCGCCUGAGCCUCCUGUUGCAGUGGAUCAGACUCCAGUUGAGGAAGCUCCUGUCGCUGAGCCUGUCACUGAGCCUGUUGUCGAGGAGCCGCUGAAAGAUGCAUCUCCCGAGGAAGCACCAGCUGAAGAGCCCGUUGCCCAGGAUUCUCCAGUAGAGGAAGCCCCUGCUCCUGAGCCAGCUGCUACUGAAGAACCUGUCGAGGAAGAACCAGUCGCUGAGCCAGUGGUUGAGGAAGCCCCUGUAGAGGAACCCGAGCCAGCUCCCGAGGCUGUAGUUGAGGAGCAGGAACUUGUCAAGGAAGAAAAAGCUGCCGAGCCAGUUGCCGAGGAAGCUCCUGAGGAGUCUGAGCCAGCUGUUGAAGCCGUUGCUGAACCUGCAGCUCCUGAACCUGCCCCGUCUGAAGUUGCACCUGCUGCCCCCGAAGAGCCUGAGCCUCCUGCGCCUGAACCACCUGUUGUGGAAGAGGCACCUGCUGAACCGGCAGUAGAAGACGUGGUUGUAUCCGAAGAGGCGUCAAAGGAAGUACUGGAAGAGGCACCUGUUGAGGCAACUCCCGAAGAUUCGGCGCCUAUCGAAGAGCCGGCUCCUGUUGAAGUACCAGCUGCUGUGGAAGAGCCAGAUCUUGUCGAAGAGCAUGUAGUUGAGGCUUCGCCACCCGAAAAAAUUCCGGUUGAACCGUCAGUUCCGGAUGCUCCAGCCGCGGCACCAGAGCCCGAUAUAGCUGCAGUUCCGGUCAAGACGCCAACUCCCGAAGAGGUUCCGGCUGAAGCCUCUCCAGAGGAACCUGCCCCUGACGCAGAGGCCGCCAGAGGUCUCUCUGUAGAGGAUCAACCAGCCACCGAGGCCCCAGCAGCGCGUGAAGCUUUGUCCGAACCAGCCCCUGCUGAGGAGAACGUGGCGUCCGAUGAGCUUGUGCCACCACCAGCUGAUACCUCGCCUGAGGUUGUGAUGAUCGACGAGGCUCCCCGCGAUGAAUCCUUUGAGGGCGAAGGGCCCUCUACUGCCCGACAUGGCUCACGACGCCGGAAGAAGCGCUCCCCAGAGACGCGAGAGCGUGCGUACUCAAAGACGUUAUCGGAUGUACCCAAAGACAGCCUUCAGCGCCAGAAGAGCGAGCGAGGUGUCUUGACUAACCGCUGGGCCAAGGCCCUUGAAGAAGCUCGGCGCCAGCAUGACGAGAAGACGCAGUCCCAACGGAUGCAGCGUGCCCUCAUCGAGGAGCGUGAGAGAAGUGGCAUCUCUUCAUCUGAAAAGCCCAGACGCUCUUCAAAGGACAAGGAGAAGGUUAAGGCGACGGAGCCCAUCCCCGUACCCGUGCCCGUCGCCGUCCCCGUCUCCGUUCCGGUCGAAGGUAGACCUAGACGACGUCCAUCUGAACGACGCACCUCCGACACGCCACCUGACCAAUCCCUCGAGCGAUCCCGUUCUACCAAGACCUCUUCGACGAAAGCAACUUCAGCCCCAACGCCUAAACCUCGUGCUUUCCUGCGCUACAUGACUCAGGGUCAAUCCGAUCCAAAUCAUAUCAUGCGUGUAAAUGCCACCAAGGCGGCUCCGCCAGUCGAGAAAACUUUGCGUCGAUCUUCGACAAGUCACAGCCAUGGCAGCAGCCAGGGACGUACCUCGCAUGAAGAAAGACAUUCAAGUGCUCGGUCCAAUGGAUCUGGUGGCUCCCGCUCACGACGUGACGAGCGCCGCGAAGAGCGGCGUGAAGCACGACGUGAAGAAGAGGCUCCUCGGUCUGAGGGCAGAAAGCUGCGACGCUCGUCGACGGCCGAGCAUCGGUCCAGAGAGGAGAGGGAGGAACGGAGAGAUAGAGCCAAGUCACGCGAACGCGAAAAGGAGAAGGAGCGGGAGCGGGAGAAGAGGGCUGAGGGCUCUUCUCGCCGAUACCAGAGUUCCCGUGAGACUCGCGCUGAAACUCGUGAAGGCCGCUCUCAUCGCCGACACAGGCGUGAGGAGUCCCCCCUCCUCAGGAGUCGAAGCUGA
Penicillium canescens is the source of this 3966-nucleotide messenger RNA. Its product is annotated as PE repeat family protein. The transcript is spliced from 3 exons. The record is from RefSeq and is a predicted model, not a curated record. The coding region runs from base 1 to 3966 and encodes 1321 amino acids. NCBI's taxonomy places the organism in Eukaryota, Fungi, Ascomycota, Eurotiomycetes, Eurotiales, Aspergillaceae.